Molecule: messenger RNA, 2095 nt
Organism: Scaptodrosophila lebanonensis
Lineage: Eukaryota; Metazoa; Arthropoda; Insecta; Diptera; Drosophilidae
Product: serine/threonine-protein kinase SIK3
Exons: 7
Coding region: 212-1591 (459 amino acids)
Biological process (GO): protein phosphorylation; microtubule cytoskeleton organization; intracellular signal transduction
Cellular component (GO): cytoplasm
Molecular function (GO): protein serine/threonine kinase activity; tau-protein kinase activity; ATP binding
Source: RefSeq, a predicted model, not a curated record
GCCGUAUCAGCGGCUGACAAAAGCGCUGCAAUGCGAUCCGAGGUGUGGGCACGAGGUGACCAUAGGCCGCCGCAUCGGUCUCUACAGAUUCUGUGGCGACAUUGGACGCGGCAAUUUCUCGAAAGUGAAAUUGGCCGUGCAUCAAUUGACGCGCGACAAGGUAGCAAUCAAGCAAAUUGAUAGAACCGGGCUCGAUGCCAAGGCCUUGCGUAUGCUGUCCAGCGAAAUCGCAACUCUCGAAUUUGUUCACCAUCCAAACAUAUUAAGGCUUUUCGAAGUGGUUGAGACUUUGGGGCGUGUCUAUUUGGUCACGGAAUGGAUACGUGGCGGCGAGCUAUACAACCACAUCACGCAGGGCGGACCGCUCCGGGAGAUUCACGCCGCUCCUCUAUUCAAGCAAUUGCUGCUGGCUGUAAAGCAUAUGCACAGCCUUGGUUACGUACAUCGAGACAUCAAGGCGGAAAACGUUCUGUUGCUUUCCGAGGAUCGUUUAAAGUUGGCAGACUUUGGUUUCAGCACACAGCUCAUAAAUGGUGCCAAUCAGAAGCUCGACACAUUUUGCGGCUCGCCCCCCUAUGCCGCACCCGAGCUCUUCUCCGAUGACCACUAUAUUGGUGCGCCGGUCGAUGUGUGGGCUUUGGGGAUUUUGCUCUACUUCAUGGUCGUGGGAGAUAUGCCAUUUCGGGCUCCGACAAUACCUGGUUUGAAGGCAGCAAUACUCAAAGGCGACUAUUUGCUGCCAGGACAGCUCAGCUUGCCGUGCAUAAGACUAAUACAACGCAUCUUAAUCCAUAUCCCAGCGCAACGGCCUACAAUUGACGAUAUGCUCAACAGUCAGUUCGUGAUCUGUCCGAAGCUGAGUGCUGAACUGAUGCAGCAUGAACUCAAUCAGCACAGCAAGCCCGUUAAGCGAUCCAUAUUCUGGGUACGCUCCAAGUCGCGGCGCCUGCGCAAGUCCGCUUCGCUACGGGAACGUUACGUGGAUGCCGUCAAAAAGCCAGCCAUCAGCAUGAAUACGCGCCAGCAGGACGAGAUGUUUGUGGACAGCUUCCUGCAUCCCAUCGAAAAGGGGCACGAGGUAAUGCAGUACAGUGGCGGCCGGAAGGAAGCAAAUGUGGCCAAGACGGCCAAUUCGAAUUGCACACCGAAGCGGUAUUUGUUUUGUGGCACGCUCAAGAAGAAGAUCACACCCAUUGAAACGGAGCCCGAGAAGCAGCUUUCGAAUGGAGUCGGUGGUGCAGUUAAGCUAAGUCCCUGGAACGUGGAGGUGGCCAGCGAUUGCCCGAUGUUCAAGAACUAUGAUGGGGAGACGGGCAACUUCAUAAUGCUUCCCAGCGACACUGAUGAUCUCAGCCAGUUGACGGCGCUGGAGUUUGAGGCACGCCAACUGCUCGCCGAAUUAGGGAUCACCAGUGAGAUGCUGCGCAACGCACUGCCCAGUGGUCCACGGUCCGAUAUAAUUGGCUCCUAUCGCAUUGUAAUCAACCGAUUGCAGAAGCAAUCCUGGCUAGCACGCAAGCAUGUGGAGAUGGCGCUACAAGAGAUGCCAAAGAUUGAAAAGAAAAUCGAACGCUCGUGCUGUAUUCUUUAAGAUGCAGCACAAAGCCGUAGUCCUUACUUAUUUAGACGAAUAAGUUCCAUCAAGGCACCCUUAUAUUGAAUCCGUUUUGAUAAGUCAAAUUGAUAUACCUCUUUUAAUUUUUUGUUGAAUAUUACGUUCAGUAUGAAUUAAAAAAUCCAGUCCAAUCGUACAAAAGCCCUUGAAUCUUAAGUUUCAGAAUAGGGAGGGCCGAUGGAGCUUAUUUCCUUUCAAUUAACUGGACGGAGUUUGUUAUUUAAUGUUAUUAAUAUAGCGUCAAUUUGAAAGCGUCAGCUCAUAAGGCUAGGGCCGUCUGUUGUUAUACAGUAUAGUAGUAUUGUAGUAGUAUUUCGUUCUAUGUAAAGAGUUCCUUAUUUCUGUAGCUUGAGUUUUUAAACUGUUAAUUAAUUUUAUGACACAUAUUACAAUACGAGUAUUGCGGUACGAUAUUUAGAAUGCGCGCAUGAUAAGGCAUCUUAAUAAAAAUCGACAUAAACACUCGUGUAUGACGUCGAA